GAGCAGGCAACUUCAGAUUAGAGAGGGGGCAAGGGCGAGCCGGUUCACGUGAAACGAAAUCUAGUACCUACCAAACAAAUACAGUCUUCACUGUUGAAAUUCUGAAAGGAAAACACAAGAAGACUUAUCUGUGUUUCUACUGUGCAAAAGUUUAUAUUGCGCGAAAAUGAAUGAACUCGGUGGACUGAGCAAUAUUGUUUGGAUUGAAUAAAAGUGUGCAUUAUCAUACUUGAAAAACAGAACAGACUGCAGAGAGCUAUACAAAACGAAGCAAACAAGUUAAAAACGCUGUAAAAUGACCACGGAAAGGGGAAACGCUGUACAGCCUGGAUAAUUCUGUCUACCCUAGAAAUGCGUUUGGUAUUUGCAGCUCCCAAUGCGGAACGAGUUAUCCAAGCAGGGGAGUUAAUUCCUGGAGCGUUUAGCUACAAAGCAACAAAGCAGCGGGGUACAAUUCACAAAUAACAAUUGAGGAAAGAAACAGAGACAAGAGCAUUCAUUUAUGGUGAACGGGGAAUAACACGGUCUUCCUGGAAUUAAGCAAAAGAAAAGGGGAGUGGACAAAAAACUGAAACAGCCCCGGAGACAGAGGAAAUCUGAAAAACGUGCAACUUCAGACUUCUGACAACAUUGGUGUCUGCAGCCUAAAACAGGGACGGGACCUGAAAUGUGAGUUAACUAAAACAAAGCCACUGUGAGUGGACGUGUUAAGCCAUUUAGAAAAGCACAUUAUUUAUGCAUUGCAUUGAACGGCUGGAUGUUAUAACACUGAUCUAUAAUCGCAUACAGGGAGGAAAGGCUAUUUAAACAAACAAACAAAAAACCGGCAACAUCGACCAGGUGUUUUGUUGAAAACCAAAAAUACAUUUGGUGCUGAGGAAAGCCUUUUUCAAAGAUGGGUAUAUAAAUGAACUGCGACCCUAUGUAUACGCAAAAUAGUUUGGAAAAGUGCAUGUUAAUGUUCCAAUUGUUGAUUCCCGUGUUAUUGUUGGCGUGUAUUGUUGCUAAUGCCGAGCUGUCAAUAACUUGGAUUACCCGAAUCUAACCUGAACAUCUGCAUGUGAUGCUAAAUACUCAGAACUCUUUAUACUUUAAACUAUCUUGGUCGCGCGGCUGUUUUUGACAGUGCGGAAUAUACCCUCAGUAACAAUUCAAUUCAACAUUCUAAUUGCAUUUGGAAUUUUAUUAGCCUAUCAUAAUAAUAUGAUAAUAAUAAUAAUAAUAUCAAUUGCUUGAAUUUGAUUAUGGCGCUUAAGCAAAGUUUUAAAAGUCAAGGAGAGAAGCAGCAAAAGGUGAUGGAUACGAAUUAGGAAACAUAUUGUCCCCAGGCAAAAGCCGAACGGGAAAACGCACAUAAUUUAUUCUUUAUUCUGAAAUCACUCUACGUACAAAUCAAUCGUGCGAUAAGAGAGUUUUUAAAAGGAAAGAAACACAUUACAGUAGUUGAUAAAAGCUUAGUUCUGCAUUGCAAACAUUGUAUUUGCAAUGAUGAGUACCAAUAUCGUGUAUGAAUGGCUGAAGACUCUCCACCUCUGUCAGUACGUGGAAUCCUUUGUGGAUAACGGCUAUGAUGAUUUGGAAGUGUGUAAGCAGAUUGGGGACCCUGACCUGGAUGCUAUCGGGGUCUUCCUGCCUCAUCACAGGAAUAAAAUUCACGAUGCAGUGAAGAGGUUAAAAGAAGAGGAGAAGGAGACGGCUACAGGACUGUACUUUACCCUGGAGCCUCAGAUACCCCCCACUCCGGGAAUCUACACCUGCCACAUGAUGGAGCAAUACGAGUCCAAAGUGAGGGGGGCCACAUCAAGGACUGAGGUCGCGAGGGUCGGGAGGAACCCUGGAUAUUGGGGUACAAGCAGGAACCACCAUCUUGGUACUUCCAAAGAGCUGGUCACGUACCCCAAACUGAAGCUGAAGAUCAUGAUCAGAGAUAAACUUAUCAGAGAUGGAAUAAACCUCAGUAAGCCACCAUAUUCUAACAAGGAUGGUUCAUUGGGAAACAUUGAUGACCUGGCCCAGCAGUACUCUGAGUAUUACAACACCUGCUUCAGUGACGUAUGUGAGAGGAUGGAGGAGCUACGCAAACGCAGAGUGUCACAGGAAAUUGACGUGGAGAAACCCGAUGCCAGCCCCACAUCGCUCCAGCUCCAGUCACAGAUUGAAGAGUCUUUUGGCUUUAGCAGCACAGUGUCCACACCAGAGACAGAGAGGAAGCUGUCCCUUCACAAGUCAAGCUCUGAAGAUGGAUCAGUAGGAAAGGGGGACUGCAAGAAGAAAAACAAGUCUUUCUGGCAGAAUUUUCGCAAGUCACAGAAGGGAGUCAUGCGGCAGACUUCAAAAGGAGAGGACAUUGGGUAUGUGGCCAGCGAGAUCACAAUGAGUGAUGAAGAGCGGAUCCAACUCAUGAUGAUGGUGAAAGAAAAGAUGAUAACUGUGGAGGAGGCCCUGGCCAGGUUGAAGGAGUAUGAGACCCAGAGCAGACAGUCCAGCAGUACUGACAAUGCAGAAUGGGUCGAUGGAUCCAAUCCAAAUGUAAAUGAGUCCUCAAACUGCAAUUCCCGAGAGCAGUCUGAUGAUGAAACAGAAGAGUCAGUGAAGUUUAAGCGGUUGCACAAGCUGGUGAAUUCCACCCGCAGAGUGAGAAAGAAACUGAUUAAAGUGGAAGAAAUGAAAAAGCCCAGCACAGAAGAUCUGUGUUUUGAGGGCUCCCCCACGUGUGAGUCCAGCUCUGCGCUCUACACUGGGGUGCAGAAGAAACCCCAUCUCCCACAGGAGGAUUCCUUAUCUCCCCUGCACCAGCUCUCCCUAGAGGAGGACUCAUGCAGCCUGACUACCUCGCCAUCCUCCAGCAGCCUGGACACCUGGUCGGGCCACAAGCUGGUCAAGACCUUUGGCAAGUCCAGCAGCAGUCAUGCCCUUAUCCGGCCGUCCAAGAAAUCUGGAAGUGGCUCUUCCUUUUCCUCUGGAGUAGAGGGUUGUGGCGAGGAGGACCAGGUUCAGAAGGUGUCUCGCUCCAUGACAGAUGGCGAGAUGAGGAAGGCCUUGAGCCCGAUAAACCAUGGGGUAAGUAGCAAGAGCAUUUACGGCUUUUAUGGCAUGACCAGGCCCCGGCACCGCUUGCUGGUGUCCCUAGAGGAAAUUCAGAACGUCAAGAAGCAGGUGCGUCUCAAGAAAAUGGACACCUACUCCUAUUCAAGGCACGUGCCUUUGCCCUCCCUAGCUCACAACGACCUCCAGCUCUUCCGGGAGAAAGCUAAGGGGAAUGGCAGCGGAAGCAUGGGCUGCGGCUUUCCUAACCGCAAGCUGAGGGGUCGGACAGCUGUUAGUGAGUUUAACAUCACCUACGUGGUGGAAAGGAGCCUCUAUGGACACUUGAACUGGUCCGAGCUGGUACGGCCGGUGGCGGACAGGACACUGAGCAAAGCUGACCGGCAUGACCUCCGGCGCUGCCUGCUAGAGGAAGAGGGGGAGGCUGACAGGAAGUGGGCGGCAACCGUGGACCGUUGCACGAAAAGGGUGCUCUUGCGCAUUCAGCAGAAGUCUAGAACCUGUAGCUUUGGAGGGUUUGAUUUGACAAAUCGAUCACUUCAAAUCGUAAACAAUGGCUCUGAACAAACAGAGGCAAUAUACAAGGAAGUAGUGAAGUCUCCCACCACAUCCCGGUUAUCUCUUGGUAAGAAAGUGAAGUCUGUGAAAGAGACGAUGAGGAAACGAAUGUCCAAGAAGUACGGCAGCCCCCUGUCUGAACAGGAGUCGAGUCCUGAUUGGAUGCCCAGUUCCCCUCAGUCCCCGCAGCCAGGCACAGAUCCGCUGGAGAAGCCCAAGCUAAAGGCCGGAGGGUCUGUGGAGAGCCUGAGGAGCUCGCUUAGUGGGCAGAGUUCAAUGAGCGGUCAGACGGUGAGCACAACAGACUCUUCUGCCAGCAACAGGGAGAGUGUGAAGUCUGAAGACGGUGAUGACGAGGAGCCCUCCUACAGGGGUCCAUUCUGUGGCCGAGCCCGGGUCCACACAGACUUCACUCCCAGCCCAUACGACUCGGACUCCCUGAAACUCAAGAAAGGAGAUGUCAUUGACAUAAUCAGCAAGCCUCCCAUGGGCACCUGGAUGGGUCUGCUGAACAACAAGGUGGGGACGUUUAAGUUCAUCUAUGUGGACGUGCUGAGCGAGGAAGAAGAGAAGCCCAAGCGGCCUGUCCGGAGAAGGAGGAAGGGCCGCCCCCCCAAACCCAAGUCAGUGGAAGAUCUCCUGGAGCGCAUCAACCUCAAGGAGCACAUGCCAACUUUCCUCUUCAAUGGCUAUGAGGAUCUGGACACUUUCAAGCUGCUGGAAGAGGAGGAUCUGGAUGAGCUGAACAUCGGCAACCCUGAACACAGAGCCGUUCUGAUGACUGCUGUGGAGCUGCUGCAGGAAUACGACAGUAAUAGUGAUAUGGAGAAAAGCGCUCACUCAGGCUCCCAGGAGAAGCUCCUGUCAGAUGGGCAAGGCCUGACUGGGGAGUCUCCCCGUGACUCUGGCUGCUACGAGAGCAGUGAAAACCUGGAGAACGGUAAGAUCAGAAACAGUCUGCUGUCCACCAAAUCCUCUGCAGAAGCGGAAUCAAACAGCCACCAGUUGGUCAACUACCCCACCCUUCCACUGACAAAAUCCACUGAGGCCCUGCAGCAUAACAAGGAGUGCAAGUUCAGCAAGCGGCAUUUCCCCAAGCCUUCAGUCAAGUCCUUCGACAUCCUCAGCUUGAAAAAGAACCGCUGCAGUCUGCUGGUGCCUGCGAGCCGCAGCUGUGAGAAUCUGGGCGGGCAGCAGUUGGCUCAGGACCUGUGGAAACGCUCCCACUCACUAGGGGAUCUCCAUAGUGAGCAGGGCUCUGAGAGCAAGAAAAUCCACAGCUUGGAGUUCAAAGUGGCUAGGCCCAUCAGUAUUGAUGCAGACACUUUGUGCGACCAGGGCAGCAGAAGGCAAUCUCCCAGCACUACCACAGGGGGAGAAACUGAACUGAACUCACCAGUGAGUCCAAUAAAACUAGAUACAAACUGUGGCCCUCAGUCGCAUGUAGCUUUAGAGAACUCCAUAAUCGUGAGUGAUUCACAGCUCGCCAGGACUGACCUAGAAGGACCCAGAAGCCCAGUCCCCCAAGAGCAAGCCCCUGAGAAGAACGAAGUGAGGUACGACACAAAGACACAUUCCAAAAAGCCAUUGCAGCCACCUCCAGUCCCUGCCAAGAAAUGCAGGGAACGCUUCGCUAAUGGCCUUUAUCAUCCAACCUUAAUCCUCCCAAACCCAGAUGCACUUUCUUUACCCUUAAAGGCCAGUCCUUCUAGUCCAAUUGACUGUGGACCACCCUGUGCCUCCCCCGAGGAGGAGCCAGGCACCCCCCCAGCAACACGGCCACCUUGGCUCUCUGAUCUCCCAGAGACAGCUUGUCUCCAGAUGCACGGUGUCAGACGAGGCCCAGCCUCGGGAAGGAAGAUCCCCCACACAAGAGUGGCUGACCUAGAAAUGCUGCUUGAGAAAAGGUUAGAGUCUGAGGGGAUCGAUCUCACCGAGGAGCCUUAUUCAGACAAGCAUGGUCGUUGCGGCAUUCCAGAAUCCCUGGUGCAGAGGUAUGCUGAAGACCUGGAGCAGCCUGUUAAAGAUGUGGCUUCAAACAUGGACCAAGUUCGGGUGAAGCAGCUUCGGAAACAGCACCGCAUGGCAAUCCCCUUUGGAGGUCUUACUGAAAUCUGCCGGAAGCCUGUGUCUCCUGGACAGCUCAGCUCAGUCUCUGAUUGGUUGGUUUCUAUCGGACUGCCCAUGUACUUAAACUUGUUUACAGCAGCAGGAUAUGACACGCUGAACCAAAUAGCCUCUCUGGCAGAGACUCAUUUCCGGGAAGCUGGCGUCAAGGAGGAACGGCACGUUAACAGGCUGUUAGCGGGUGCUAGGCUGGUGCAGCCCAACGAUGCUCGGUUAUAAAACACGACUUCGCCUUUUGUUUUUUGUUUAGUUUUCCUUUCCAGUGUUUACUUCAACACCUGACUGCCAAGUUUAAACAUUUUUGUAAUGUUUCCUUUAGAAACAAGUUCAGUGCUUGCUCAACUGGGAAGAUGGUGAACUGCCUUGUGGGUUAAUAAAAGUACUUAACUUGGGUCUCUCUUGCUUGCUGUAGUACUAGUAAGCAACAAGAGGUGUUAGCUAGGCCAAAUCAACCUUCCUACUUAGUUUACAACUUUUGUGGUUCCAGCUAGUUAAACAAAGCUGUUGAUACAGUACUAAUUAUCCUGUGUCUGCAAGGAAUCAACUAUAUUGUCUUGCUAUAUACAAUGCGUUUUUAUUUUGCCUUACAAACAAAUAUGUAAAAUCAAUUUAGUGAAUACUUACACACAUAACCAGCUGUUUUAAUUAUCAGAAUAUACUGCAAAAAAAUCCAUCUACUUCUGAUUUUACUUAGAUUGUUUUCAAUGUAUGAGCUACUUGUGAUGUAUCUGUUUUAAUAUGUGUGUAUAUUAGUUUUAUUCUGACUUUCAUAUUGUCAGUGUUCUACAGUGAAGCUGUGCGUUCAGACAUGGCAAAUCUGACAAGGUUUCCAAUGUUUAGAGAAUUAAUUUAGCUGACUAAAUUCUACUGAAUUAAUAACAUGUAACCUUGGUGCCGCAGAUAUUAAAGUAGUUUACUGUAGAA
Messenger RNA from Acipenser ruthenus (sterlet), 6654 nucleotides. Its product is annotated as SAM and SH3 domain-containing protein 1-like. NCBI's taxonomy places the organism in Eukaryota, Metazoa, Chordata, Actinopteri, Acipenseriformes, Acipenseridae. The record is from RefSeq and is a predicted model, not a curated record. Bases 1486 to 5949 code for a protein of 1487 amino acids. Gene Ontology annotation, molecular function: protein binding. The transcript has 20 exons.